UAAAUUUAUUGGUAAUUAAGUUUGUUUUGAGUAUAAAAAUGAUAUUCAAAUUCACAACUCCUUUUAUCCACGCCCCCUUUUUCCUUUAUUAUUAGCAACUAGUUUGAGGAUAUUUGAAGGUACGAGGACUAUUUAUCGUCACAGUGUGCCUUAUAAAAGCUGCCAAAUGACUGAUGAUGUGUCAUGGCAGUCUAAGAUAAAGAAAAAUAAAAAUAAAUCAUUUGAUCUAAAUAUUUAGAUAUUGUGUCGGCAGAUGAGAAUAAUUUGUGUCAAAUGUUCUAAACUCGUCACGGUCAUUCCACCCAUUAAUACGUUCGUUUUUCUUUUUGCCACAGUGGAAGCGCAAAGUGAAAGUAGAAACUGAUUUCCUGGAAAUUCACUUUCGGAAUAUUAUACUCCGAAGGCAUAGGAAUUGAUAAUCAAAACGAAAUUGAAAAUGAAAAGAGGAAAUUGAUUUUUUUUAUAUAUAAUCUGAUGAAAUUUGAAAAUGAAAUAUUCAAAGAAAACGUGUAAUUCGUUUGGAUAAUGUAAUACGCAGUUGGUGAUAUCUUGCAGCGUGUUUGAAAGUUAUUAAAAAACUUUGGUCAGAAAAUAGUGAGUUAUUGGGCACAACAGCCAUUACAAGAUAUGGAGGACACAGAUUACAAUGCAGUCACAAUGUUAGAUGGCAAUGCCAAAACCGAUUCCAUGUCUGACAUUGAUCCAUACUAUAGUGAUGAUUCAGUAAUGUCAGGCAACCAUAGUGUCAUGUCCACUGAGGACAACAUUGCUGAGAUGGACAGCUUACCUAUUGCAAGAAAACAAUCACUACUUUACCAAAGAGUCCCUGAUUGCAAUAGUCAUGUUAGUAGAGAAAUCAGCCCUAACACAUUUUCUACAGUUUAUGAUCAGAGAGUUCCAGAUGAUAUAAUGGACAUGGAUGUGUCUCAGUCAAAGGCAUAUUUGAAUGCAGCCCUUCUUUGUCUUGAUCAAAUUGUUGAAUACCUAGAGAGGAAUGAUCUAGGUGAAGCUAGGAAGCACUGUAUAAAAGUUUAUGACAUUUUACAAGACAUACAUGAUCCAGCACUUGAUUCAGACAAGCUUACAGCAUACAACACUUGUUGUUGUAUCUUUCAGCAGUGUGGAGAUCAUGAGUAUGCAUUAGAAUGCUAUUAUAAAGGAUUUUGGAUAAAAAAACUAGAAAUUUAUCCUGUACAUGCCAGUGAAGCAUUAGCAUACUGGAUUCCAUUGAUAGAAGGACUAAAUUUCGUAAAACUUAUAGCCUUAAUAAGGACUCGGAAAGCAGAGACAGACAAACAGUUUGCCAGCAACCCAACAGGAAACUGUGACAAGGCAUUGUACAUAUAUCUAGAUCUUAAUAUAUCUCUGAGGAGUGUACAGGAAGACUUCCAGUUAGCCAAGGCUGUUGUUGAAGAUGUGAGAUGUAUCCUGAUACAGAUAACAAAAUGUUUCCUUCUUAAGGGAAAAAAUGAACAAGUCUGUAAAAUUUGUAGAGAUAUUGACACAAAAUUUCCUGUUACAAUAGGAAGUUCGAUGAUAGGUGAUUUUUUCCAAACUUGGAGUAAAGCCCUUGGGAAUCUAAAGAAGUUUGAUGUCGCAAGGAAAAAAAUUCAACAAGGCUUAGAGAUGGUCUUUACUAAGGAAGAUAAAGAUGCUGCUAAAUGUUUGCUGUCACAGAUUAAUCUGAUGGAGGAUGAGAAUAGAGAACCUGCCAAUGAUACAGUAGACAGUGAUGAUGAAUAUGUUAGAGGGUCUAAUUAUAGCACCCUUGAACAGCAAAGGCAACAGGCAGAAGAAGCAAAAGCAAAACAUCAUAAGAGAACAGCACGUCGCCGUCCAAAAAGAAAUUCUGAGAGUCAAGACUAUAUAAAUGCCACAUGGACAGAGCUUCCAAAGAAACGAAGAGGUAGGAAACGUCACCUAACGGCAUCGUCAACAGGCAGCCAAGCAUCAGAAGAUUCAGAACAACUACCAUUACCAGAGGCCCAUGCAAAUUCAGACAUUGAUUCGGAUAAAGAAUUUGACACUAUGUCAAGGUCAGAUUGGUUUGGUUCACCUGAUUCAUCAAGUGAGGAUGAGUCUGAUCUGGAGGACUUCUCCAAUGUAGACCAAUUUGAGAAAAGUUCACGAAAGUUUGAUGAUGGCUCUGAUGAAAUAGAUGAACAAGGUCUUUUAUUACAAGGAAUCAGCCUGUCUGAUAAAUUUAUUGAAGAACACAGAAAGCCAUCCCAAAAUAAAAAUCACUUUACUUACCCAGAGUUUUACAGUGACGAAAAGAAUGCCGAACUGUGCAGGCGUAAUCCUCUGAAGUUUAAGAAAUGUAAAGUGAGGAUAGAAUCAUCUCAUGGAGCCGUAUGUACCAACUUAGACCAUUCUGAUGACAUUCAAGAAAUAGAAAUAUCUGGCAGGUCUAAAAUUGGAAAAGUUUUUAAUGAAGACGAAGUAUAUGUUGAAGUCCUUCAGGAUGAAAGGGAUGCAUACAAGAACAAAAAUUAUAUCCCACGUUUACAGAAAACUUUAGAUUUAUCCAAAAUGAGCUUGAAAGUUUUUGGCCAGAUCAGAGGAGUUAAACAGCGUCAUCACCAUCCUGAUAUAGAUCAUCCUGUAUUUGUGUGUGUAUUGGAUGAAUCGGAAUUUCACCUCAUGCUACCAAUCUCUAAAACUGUCCCAAAACUCCACAUCCUGAACAGAAAAUGUCAGAACAAGUACCAAGUUGAUGUUUACAGAUAUAUUGAAGACAAAGGAUAUCUGGUUCAUAAAGAACUCUUUGAUAUAAAACCAGGAGAAAUUAAGAAUUAUAUUUUCUUAGUUGCAAUGAUCUGUUGGGAGAAUUUGUACCCACUAGGGGCAGUCAUCAAGGUUAUCAAUGCCAAAGAUGGUUUGAACUCUGGGAUGGAGAUAUUGAGAUUGCAUCACCAAGUGCCAACAGGCUACAAGUUAGAAACUGUAGAAACAGUUAAAAUGUUAAAAGAACAAGGACAUAAACUGGUAAAAAAAGAGGAAAGAGAAGAUUUGACUGACCUUGAGGUUUUCACCAUAGACCCAACAGAUUCUAGAGACUUAGAUGAUGCCUUAAGCAUAGAAGAGAACUCUGAAGGAAACUACAGAAUUGGAGUUCAUAUAGCUGAUGUGACAGCCAUCAUUAAAAAAGGUGAUUAUAUUGAUUGUGAGGCUUAUGAUAGAGCCACUACUUUCUAUCCAGGACAAGGUCGUAACCCUUACCACAUGCUACCCGAGCCUUUAAGUACCAAUCUUUGCAGCCUUAUACCUGGACAGCCUCGACCAGUCAUCUCUAUAUUUUUCACAUGUGACAAAGAAGGAAAACCACUGGAAAAGCAUGAGAUAAAGAAAACUGUGAUCAGAAGCAGACAAAAAUUGACUUAUCGUGAAGCUCAAGAUGUACUUUUGAACAUUGGAAGAAAUGUCUCGGACAGUAUUUGCAAACAAAUUAAAAAUCUGUUCACCAUUGCUGAAAGUAGAAGAAUAAGAAGAUUGGGUGGUGCCAUGUAUCAUGUUCCUAUAGAAACUGAUGAUGAUGAUUUUAUGGAGACAAAAGAAGCACACUUUCUGGUAGAAGAAUUUAUGAUACUAGCAAACCAUACAAUAGGUACAUACCUUUUUCGUAAAUUUAAAAACUGUGUCCCUUUGAGAAUACAGCAGCCACCAGAACCAGAAUGUGUCCAGCAGUGGUUAAUUUCAAAUGAUUUCUUUGCUGAUUUGAUUCUUAAACUGCAAGAAGUGCGUCCACUUCCAGCCAUUGAAAGUGAAAGAAAAUUGUCUGUCAAUAAUGCUAGAACUGGAAGAUACAAUAGAGUAUUGAUGUUUCAGCAGCAUGUUUGGAACAAACUCCAUUAUGCAUUUCGUAGAAAAGAUUUUCCAACUGUUAUGCAGAUACUUGGGUGUGACGAAAUUCAUCCCUUUGCUUGUUUAGGCCUUGAGGAAUGGUAUGAAUUUCAAGAAACAGCUGAAUACAAAUGUUCUGGAGAUAUACAAUCAAAGGGUGCAACCAAGAAAGAUGGCUCUCAUUUCAGUCUUGGAAUGUUUCCAUAUAUUCAUUUCACCUCACCAAUAAGGAGAUAUGUUGAUAUCAUCUCUCAUCGACUGCUGCACUGUGCCUUAGAUGAGAAAAAGCCUUGUUAUUCCCCUGAGGAAAUAUCAGAUAUGUGCCAUCACAUAAAUGAAGUUACACGUCGUGCUAAAGCUUAUCAAAACAAGUGCAGAGCUUUAAAUUGGGGUUACAAGUUAAGAAAAGAAUCAACUGUUUUCCAUGGUUUUGUGAAAACAGUGUCUGAAAAAGAGGUCACUGUGGUUAUACCAGGUCAUAGAAAUUUACCAAAAGAGUCUUGUACUUUGCAGUUAAACUCCCUUGGAUCUACCAAAAAACCUGUUUUUAAAAAAGAUACCAACAAUGGAAGGGAAAUACUAGAGUUACAAUGGAAGAAAAGGUUAUACUCAUAUAAUGGUUUUGCACCAAUAAAACGACAAGGAGAAGAUAAAAUUUACAGAGUAAAUCCACACAACAGGGCUUUCUUCCAGCAGCAAAACAAAUGGAAACAACUACAACAGGCAGUUAUUGAUGAAAAAACUUCCCAUGGAAAACUAAAAAAGCUUGAAAAAAUCUUUUUCAAUGGUGAUCUUGGGCACCCUGAAGCUAAUCUGGAAGAAUAUAUCCCAGCAUGUUUCAAGACUGAAAGAGAUGUAAGUUCAGAGGUCAGGAAGGGUACCAUAACUUUACAGAGUUGUGAAUAUAGCAUGACUUUUAACCAUGGUCAGGUGUUAGCACUUCAAAUGUCAGCUGAGUCUGUCAAAGGUGUCCUUAUUCCCCAGAUAGAAAUCUUUGAUAUGACCAAAAAUGUCAGAUAUUGUCUUCUACAUGUGAAAGAUCCCAUCAAGUACCUUGAGAAAUAUUCAACAGACUCCACAAAGGACUUUUACCACAGACCAGCAGACUACAUCAGAACAUGGAAACCAUUGGUUGAAAUGGAGGCAGCAACCAAUGCUAUCAAUGUUGGCACUGCUACCAUUAACGAUGUCCCAGUCAAGUUUUUAUCACAAAGGGAGGGGAAAUUUUCACUUCGAAAGGCAUUCUUGGAACAGAGAAAUAUAGAGAUCAAUAAGGUUCCAUUAGAAGUUUAUCUUAAUCCAGGUAAAGAGCAUAAAGAAGGAGAUGAAGAAGAAGGGAUCCGUGAAGUAGCCAGUCCAGAUUAUCUGUGCAUUAAAAGUGUGGAAUACUUAGGUGACGGGGAAGUCCCGGGUAAUGAAUUUGGCCACACACAUGGUUGUGCACCACAAGGUUACAGGAUAUGGCAUGGACAUGCAAAGAUAGAACGAGUUAAUGUGAAGGGAGAAAAAGGGAAAAUUGAUUUUAUCUUCAAGCUUCACAAAAGUAGCCAGCCAGUUCCAUUCGACUUCAGGAAAGAUGACGUUAAACCUAGAUGUGGAAUUGAAGUUCUUUUCAAGUCCAGUGCUGAUUGUCGAAUUGAUGGUAUUCUUCAGUGUUUGGACAAAGCUAAUCCUCUUCCAAAGGCAAUAGCAUUGGGAACCAAAAUUCCUAAGCUUGAUAAAGGACACUUUGAAAUUGGAAGAAAGAUGCAACCAGAUAUUAUGAACAUAGAUGGAAUUGUGAGGAAUAACCCUAAACAAUACAAUGCUAUCCAAAGAGCAUUGGAAUCAUCAUUUAGUCUGAUACAAGGACCACCAGGUACUGGAAAGACGUACACAGGCAUCAAGUUAGUUUACCUGUUUAACCAGAUCAACCUGAAAUGGCAGGAGAUGGGCAAUGAGAAGAAACAGAUUAUUUUCUGUGGGCCAUCUAAUAAAUCUGUGGAUCUAGUUGCAAAAUGGAUGAAAAGAAAGUUAGGUGAACAUUGCCCAAAGAUGGUCAGAUGGUAUGGAAGUUCUAUAGAGGAUCAGGAAUUCCCUAUUCCAGGCAAAACACCAACACUUGGGCGUGGAGAGAGAGCAGUUGCAGAUGAACAAUUGAGGGAGUAUUCCAUGCAUAUACAGAUUCGUCAACUGGGAAAACCAUACAUGGAAGAAAUAACUGCUUUUGACAGACAAUUCCGGCAACAUCCAGAUGGUGUUGACUACAAAGAUGUGAAUAAAUACAGAAAGCUUAUACACAAAGCUGUCAUUGAAGAAGUUUCACAUUAUGAUGUUAUAUUCUGCACAACUGCUAUGGCAACCAACCUUAGAAUAAUGGCUGGUACAAAUGGUCGUAUUUUCCAGAUCAUUGUCGAUGAAUGUGGAAUGUGUACAGAGCCUGAAAGUAUGGCUGCCAUCAUAGCAACCAGAGCUCAGCAGGUAGUCCUUAUUGGAGAUCACAAACAGCUAAGACCAAUAGUGAUGAGUAGCAAUGCUGCCAAACUUGGAUUAGAGAAGUCAUUAUUUGAAAGAUAUGCUGAAAAGGGCAAAAUGUUGACUAUGUUGACUUCACAAUACAGAAUGCAUCCAGAGAUUUGUGCCUUUCCAUCAAAGCAGUUUUACAAAAACAGACUUGAGACCAUGCCAUCUUAUACAUGGCGUACAGAUUCACCUCUCAAGUCAUGGUUAAAACAGAAUACCCCAGUCAUAUUUUGUCAUGUAGAAGGAACAGAGGAAUAUCUCCCCUUCAACACAGAAGAAGGAAAUGAACAGUCAUGUUCAAAUAAACAGGAAGUGGACCAAGUGGUAAAAGUAUUUAAGCACUUGGUAGAAGAUGAGUUGAUAGAUCCCCACUAUAUCAACAUUAUGAGUCAAUACAACUCACAGUGUCACAGUAUCAGACAGGAACUGAAGAAAGACAAAUUUAUACAAUUCAAUGUCAACACUGUAGUGGCUAGUCAAGGAGGUGAAUGGGACUAUGUAGUGAUAAGCCUUGUUAGAUCCCUACCAGAUUACAGAAUAGAACCAAAGCCAACAUUGGGUUGGUGUAAACAGAAUCUUGGUUUCAUCACUGAUGAACAUCAAACAAAUGUGGCCUUGACUAGAGCACGUAAAGGACUGAUUGUCGUUGGUAAUCAGAAGUUGCUUAAAUGCAAUGAUGUAUGGGCAAAUUUCCUUAACCAUUAUGGCCAGAAAGGUUGUGUGGUUGAUUGUGAUAAAUUCCCACCACCACCACAGAGAAUUCAAGAGAGAAAACAAAGGAAGAAAAAGUCCAGACGUGUACAGGAAAUGGAUGAAGAAUUUUACAGCCGUACAGAAGAGGAUCCAAACCAGGAAGAAGAAAGUCGUCCAGAAUAAGCUUAGUCAUUAUUUCUUGCUUUAUUUAUCUUCUGUCUAGUAUAUCAAGUGAAAUUUGAAAUAAAUAAUUUUAUACUUAUAUUUUCAUCAUUUUGCAAAAUUUUAAUGUUUGGCUUAAUAUUUAGUAAAAACCUCAAUGCUUUUAAAACUUGAUAUUUGGUAAAAAUUAGAGAAAUAUGAAUCUCUAGCUCAAUUUUUAGUAAUCUAUAACUGACUAGUUGGCUAUUGCAAUUAUUCUUCUGGAAUUUGUGACUUUAAAACCAGUUUUCACUGAAUUAUUUUCGACUCAAAAAGUAGCAAGCAUUGAAUGCAAUAUCUGUAUAAUUAUAUACUAAGCUGCUGUUUAUUGUUAAGAACAUGUAUGUACAGUAAAAUAUUGCUAGGAGGAUAUCUAAGUAGAAAGGUGAAAUGUGUCAUAUGUAUUGAUUGUAUAUAUAUUGAUUUAAAGGCUAGAGGUUAAAGUGCAAUUUGCACUUCGGUGUUGAAAAUUAAAUGACUUAUUGAUGUUAUACAUAUGGCAGUUUUGUAUUUAAUUAGCACAAAUAAUUGACUCUUCUUAGCUUAUAUUUCUAUGUAGUUUUUAUUUUGUUAUUAGUUGUUACUUGAUGUAAUGUUGUGCUUUGUGACAGUGGAUAUCACAGUUGACUAUGGAACCAUGCUUUUUAUGGUUUCUAAAAUUGUUAUAGUUCAAUAUUACAUGAAACCUUCUAAUAUGAUACCUGUUUGAUAGAUAAACCUUAAGUAAACAAAACAUGGUGUAAUUAUAUAAUGUUUACUAUGAAGAAUGAAAUGGAUUUUUUUUUUAUUUUGUUAAAAAUAUAAUACAUGACAUUUUUGACAUUUUGAACUAUGCAAGCAUAUUUUUGUAUUCUUAGGAAUAGACAAAACCUAAAAUGCAUCUUUUGAUAUAUUUCUUUAAUGUUCUAUUACAUAUCAAAACAAAAAGUUAAUAAUUCUUAAUGUGCCAUUAUAUUUAUCAGUUAGUGUGUAAUAUAUAUGUGUUUGACUUUGUACAUAAAUAUUGUAAUAUAUCCGUCCAAGAAAACAUGGAACAAAAGGUUUUUAUCCAUUGCUGUCAUAAGAACAGAAUCAUUAUUAAGUGUUUCCCCACUGUCCCCCCUAAAAUCACAGCCCUCUACUUCAGAGUUUGUUAUAGGGUGUUCAGGUAGUGUGAGGGUUUGCAUUGGAAUUUUGAAAAAAAAAUUUCUCAACCCAACUGACUUAGCAGACAUAAUUUUUAUUAAAGCCUUAUUAUGAAUAGAAAUAUAAGUACUUAGAUAUAAUAGUUUAUUUUUAUGAAAGUUUGAUUUAUUUAAAAAUGUGAAAUAACUAUACAAUGAAGUUUUUUGAGUUUGUGAUUAUAGGAUAAUAAUUUGUGAUCUUCAUUGCAGAUAAAACAGGGUCCAAUUUUUUUGUGAGCCAUUUUCUUUUUUUGUAUGUUUGUUCAUAUGUUCAUAAAUUUUAUUUAUAUAUAUGUUCCAGACUAUAUAAAUAUACAUAUGCUUCUUAUCUGUCAGACUUGGCAAGGAUCAUUUAUUAUACCUUCAGCUGAACCAUUGUAUAUGCAUAUGCCUGGACUAUAUCUGUAGUAUCUGUACAGUCCAAGUAAUCUUGUCUGGAAUAUAUGGUAUAAUUUUUUGUAUAUAAUUUAAACAGGGUAUUUUUUUUUGUAGCUUAAUUAGUUCACAUAUUAUUUUUUUUCUUAUUUUUUUAUUUUUACAUACCGGUGAUGUGUAACCAACAAAAUGUGCCAUAUGAAAUAUUUUCUUCAAUGUGCUUAUCUUCUUUUGUUUUGUAAAAACAUGGUGUACCAGCAUACAUAAAUUGGGUUUUUAACUUUAUAAUUUCAAGUUUUCAUUGUUGACAUUAAUCUCUUUGUGUAAUAUGACUAUAAAAAUUGUGUUAUUCAAUCCAAUGACACUAAAUGUUAUGUAAGCUACGGAAUUCUUACAUUUAAUAAAAUAAAUAUCUUUGAACUCCAUUAUUACAAAGUUGAUAGUCCCUCUAUGUUUGUUUUUUUGUGAAUAUUAUAAGAAUAUAUAUUGUUCAGCUGACUUAUUAGAAAUAUAUAGGAGAUAAUGUGUAUUAAGUAUUAAGAUUAAUGUGUCAUAUAUACAUGUAUGAGAUUAUAAAUAUAUAAAUUAUAAAGAAAUGCUGUGUUUAUAUCCAUGAUUAAAGAUGUCAAAAGUUUAAUCUUAUCUGUUUGAGAGAUGUUAAUAAUUAUAGAAAGCAUAUAUCCAUACUUUAUACUAAUAGUGCCAUAAAAGUUAAAAUUUUAUAGUUGACAAAGAUCUGUAAAACAUGUCUAUUUUAAGACAUCAGUUCAAUUCACAUUUGCAUUAUAGGUUUAUAGACAAGAGUGAACAGUCAGCCCCUUGUCCAAAGACAUGUUUCAUAUAUGAUGUGAUGAGUUUUAACCUUAUUAAAUAUAUUCAAUUUGUUUGAGGGGCCAAGUUCAUGACAGUAUAUUUUCUUGUAAUGUUUAAGUCAAGGGUUGGAAACUAUCAUAUUUGGCAGUCAAGAUGUAAUCUGAAAGACCAAUAUCUUGGAUUUAUGUCAUGAAAACAAAUGUAUGCAGAUAUAAUUUCAGUCAUUUCAAUAAAGGGUAUUUUAAUCUUUGCACUAAUUUUGUUUUGUACCACCUUGUCACAACAAGAUUUCUAAGACUCUGGUAAUAUCAAAUGAAAGGAAACUAUUUUUUCAGUCAUUAAAAACUUUUACAGGUAACAAAAUUAAAAAUACAAUGGUUUCUUGCCAUUUGAUGAACAGAACAAACCAGGAAGAUGAAUCCAUAAACCCUGGUAACUAGGAUUAACAUGAAACUUUUGGUUUUUAUUUCGUUUCUGAAAAUCAAAAGUAACUUGGGUGAUUCCUAAGCAACUUACAGUUUUCAGUCAUUUAAAUAAUCUAGUGAACUGAGUGCUUUUAUUCUUACUUAUUUUGAUUGCAAUAAACAAUUUAAUAUUUGCUACACUUUCAUGUUUCAUAAAUUUAUACCUGCUAAUAGAAAUUUUACUGUAUAUGAAUAAAUUAUAGUUUCAAAGUUGGGACAGAAUAUAUUGAUUACCUGUAUUAUUUACAUGAAGGAAUUAAAUAUUUUGCUUUUUAUCUAAAAAUCUAUUAAAUGUUGUUUCCUACAAAUAGUUGUAACCCAUUGUACUUACUUUUUUUAAUUAUAUUUUUUAAGGAAGAAAACAGAACUUUUUUUGCCAAGAAUGAGAUUCUUGUAUGAUCCACUGUUAAUUGUUUGUCUAAUAUGUGAGUUUUGUCUUUUAUUUAAUGCAAUCAUUACUUGUCUUUCAUUUUCAGUAUUAUUAUUAUUUUAGUUAUAAGGACCAAACUUGCUUGUUUUAAUAUUUGUAUGCUUUUUUAAUGUGUUGAUUUCUCAAAAUAAAUGUUAUAAAAAGAAA
Mytilus californianus (California mussel) is the source of this 10631-nucleotide messenger RNA. RefSeq names its product helicase with zinc finger domain 2-like. The record is from RefSeq and is a predicted model, not a curated record. The transcript is spliced from 18 exons. Bases 628 to 7221 code for a protein of 2197 amino acids. Gene Ontology annotation, molecular function: RNA binding; 5'-3' DNA helicase activity; RNA nuclease activity. NCBI's taxonomy places the organism in Eukaryota, Metazoa, Mollusca, Bivalvia, Mytilida, Mytilidae.